Molecule: messenger RNA, 1020 nt
Organism: Aspergillus tanneri
Lineage: Eukaryota; Fungi; Ascomycota; Eurotiomycetes; Eurotiales; Aspergillaceae
Exons: 2
Coding region: 1-1020 (339 amino acids)
Source: RefSeq, a predicted model, not a curated record
AUGCAUAUUAUCGAAUUUGCCAAAGAGGUAGAUUCUUUGCUGUCUCUUUCGUCGGUCAAUCAAAUAUUCCGCCAGCUAUGUGCUCCCCAUGUGUUCCAUUCGCUAAAGGUGGCAUUUUCGACAAUUGGCCUGGACAAUUUGUUAGAGAUAUCGCAAUCCCAGGUAGCACAGCAUGUUCGUACUGUUUUGUACGAGGUUCCGGAGAGAAUAGAUCCGCUAAUUGAGAAUUGGGACUAUUUCCAAUCAAAUAUCUAUACCCCUUCUGAAUACGAACGUGACCAGAGAGAGGCUUUCUGGACCUUUGGAGGCCAGGAGGUUUCAUACUCGACUGUAUUCACAUACUUUAGCUCUCAGGCGCGGGACCAGCGUAUAGUCCAACAAAAAGCUCAAGAUAUAGAGGCCCUUAUAACAUCUAUACCUCGUUUCCCCAAGCUGGAGGCCAUUUACAUGCGCUUCACAGAUGGCAUUCAAGCCCCAUUUCGAUGGUUCGCAGGCCGCGUAUUCCUAGAUAAUACGCAUACUCUUACUGAUCAUUUGGUGAAAAUGGCAGCAGCCAUUACUGUAGCCAGGCUAGAUGGCGUGUCUAUAAGGACGUUCGAGGUAUCGGGGUUUUAUUCACGAAUCGAUUUGGCUGACCCCCUUUUACUGGAUCUGAUGAGGGAUGCCCUUAACGACGUUCAUGAACUGAGGGCAAUCAAUAGCCCCACAAUGCUGGAGUUCCUAAGUCUGAUUCCUCUCCCAUCUCUCCAAAGAUUUGAAUUGGCAAGCUGCUGGCUAUCCAUAGAAAAUCUCGAGGAUUUCGUCAGAAAACAUGCGGGUUCGUUACGCUACCUCCACCUGGAGGAUACUUGGUUAUUACAUGAGAAGAUCAACGAGGAUGGAAUCUAUUUAUCCAUGGCAAAUGCACAGUCUAUACUUGACAAUUUGACUCGGAUCUGGGACGCUGGAAUUCUUGACGAAGUUACAAUAAAUCGACGCCCUGGUGGCUUUUACGAGGCGCAGGUCGGGUCUUGUAAUUAA